Molecule: messenger RNA, 2430 nt
Organism: Microthlaspi erraticum
Lineage: Eukaryota; Viridiplantae; Streptophyta; Magnoliopsida; Brassicales; Brassicaceae
Source: the annotation of a GenBank genome assembly
AUGGCGGAACGGGUCGAAGAAACCUCUGUUACAGAAGGAGAAAACACGAUUGAAGAAAGACAAGUCGGAGCUAUGUGGGAAUUAGAGAAGACACUUGAUCAACCCAUGGACGAAGAAGCUAAUAAGCUCAGGAACAUGUACAUAGAAAAGGGAUUGUCAAUGUGGAUGAUACUGAGACUAUCAUUCCAAAGCUUAGGAAUAGUAUACGGAGAUUUAGGGACAUCUCCAUUGUAUGUGUUCUACAACACAUUCCCUGAUGGAAUUGAGGAUAGUGAAGAUGUAAUCGGAGCUCUUUCUUUGAUCAUUUACUCUCUUUUGCUUAUUCCUCUCAUCAAGUAUGUCUUCAUUGUCUGCAAAGCUAAUGACAAUGGUCAAGGUGGGACUUUAGCUAUAUACUCGUUGCUCUGUAGACAUGCUAAAGUGAAACUAAUCCCGAAUCAGCAACGCAGCGACGAGGAUUUAACGACUUAUAGCCGAACUUUGUUCCCUGAAGGUUCUUUUGCUGCUAAGACCAAGAAGUGGUUGGAGAGUACACAAUCUAGGAAGAGAGCUCUUCUUGUCGUUGUUCUUCUUGGAACUUGUAUGAUGAUUGGUGAUGGUAUCUUAACUCCAGCCAUCUCCGUUCUUUCAGCGACUGGUGGGAUCAAAGUCAUCAACCCAAAGAUGAGCAGCGACGUUGUUGUGCUUGUCUCUAUCAUCAUUCUAAUAGGACUGUUCAGUAUGCAACACUACGGCACAGACAAAGUCGGAUGGCUCUUUGCGCCAAUAGUGCUUAUUUGGUUCCUCUUCAUCGGAGCCACUGGAAUGUACAACAUCUUCAAACACGACACUAGCGUUUUGAAAGCGUUUUCGCCAACAUACAUCUACUUGUACUUCAAAAGACGAGGCCGAGACGGUUGGAUCUCGCUCGGUGGCAUUCUUCUCAGCAUCACAGGCACAGAGGCACUAUACGCAGACAUUGCUUACUUCCCUUUACUAGCGAUACAGCUCGCGUUUACGUUCUUUGUGUUCCCUUGUCUUCUUCUUGCUUACUGUGGACAAGCUGCGUAUCUUGUGAACAACAAGGAACAUUAUAAAGACGCCUUCUAUGCAUCUAUGCCUGAUAGUGUGUAUUGGCCAAUGUUUGUAGUCGCUACAGGAGCUGCAAUCGUUGGAAGCCAAGCUACGAUCUCAGGGACGUAUUCGAUAAUCAAGCAGGCCGUGUCUCACGGUUGUUUCCCUAGAGUUAAGAUAGUUCAUACUUCCAAGAAGUUCCUUGGUCAGAUCUAUUGCCCUGAUAUCAACUGGAUACUCAUGAUCGGCUGCAUCGCCGUCACUGCUAGUUUCAAGAAUCAGAGCCAAAUCGGAAACGCAUACGGGACUGCGGUUGUGCUGGUGAUGCUUGUGACGACGUUACUAAUGGUUUUAAUCAUGCUGCUCGUGUGGAGGUGCCAUUGGAGUCUUGUCCUUAUCUUCGCCGUGCUCUCUCUCGUGGUGGAGUUUGCGUAUUUCUCUGCCGUGAUCUUCAAGAUAGACGAAGGAGGAUGGGUUCCUCUCAUCAUAGCAGCGAUAUCUCUUCUUGUGAUGUCUGUUUGGCACUACGCAACGGUCAAGAAAUAUGAGUUUGAAGUGCACAGCAAAGUCUCCAUGAGCUGGAUACUCGGUCUCGGUCCAAGCCUAGGGCUAGUCCGUGUCCCCGGGAUAGGUUUAGUCUACACGGAGCUACCGAGUGGUGUGCCUCACAUCUUCUCUCAUUUCAUCACCAACUUGCCAGCGAUCCACUCGGUUGUUGUCUUUGUCUGCGUCAAGUACCUUCCGGUUUACACUGUCCCUGAAGAAGAGAGGUUUCUUGUCAAGAGAAUCGGACCGAAAAAGUUCCGAAUGUUCCGUUGCGUUGCUAGGUAUGGUUACAAAGAUCUUCACAGGAAAGACGACGAUUUCGAGAGCAAACUGUUUAAUAGCCUCUUCUCGUUUAUUCGAAUCGAAACGAUGAUGGAGCCAGCCACAAAUUCAAGCACCUACAGUAGCGUGAACCACACGCAAGAGUCUACAGAAGCAUUUAUGCAUAACAACACCAACAACCACAAUGGCAACAGCAACAACAACAACAACGAGAACAAUACCAAUGCGGAUAUGUUCUCGUCGAUGGUGGACUACACGGUGUCGAGUAUAGGAGACACGAUAGUUCCAGCUGAUAGUUUCAGCGAGAACCACACGGUGGAGGAAGAGGAGGAGGAUGAGUUGGAGUUUCUAAGGACGUGUAAAGACGCAGGGGUUGUGCAUAUUAUGGGGAACACUGUGGUGAAAGCAAGAAGUGGGUCAUGGCUUCCGAAAAAGAUUGCGAUUGAUUAUGUUUAUGCGUUUCUUGCCAAGAUUUGUAGGGAGAAUAGUGUUAUCUUGCAUGUUCCUCAUGAAACCCUUUUAAACGUUGGACAAGUCUUUUAUGUUUAG